Molecule: messenger RNA, 775 nt
Organism: Pyricularia oryzae 70-15
Lineage: Eukaryota; Fungi; Ascomycota; Sordariomycetes; Magnaporthales; Pyriculariaceae
Exons: 2
Coding region: 26-775 (249 amino acids)
Source: RefSeq, a predicted model, not a curated record
GGCGGCGACACUCGCGUCAAGUGGCAUGGAGUCCAUCUCCAAUAAACCACACAGAGAAACAGACAUAAUAGAAGCCAUUUCUGUACCAAAUCAAAUCAAAUAUCUGGAACCCCUCGAAAUGCAAAACAAGUCCCGCAGAAAGCGCGUCCGCCAGAGUAUCGAUCAAUUGCCUCCAGAAGGCAGCCGUGAGCUUCAAUUUUUCCAAGAUAACACAGUGACAUCGCCCCUGCUCCGCCUUCCUGCCGAGCUCAGGCUGCGUAUAUACGAGCUGCUUCUCGACGUUGGCCAGAUCAGCAUUGACUACCGAGCUUGGAGUCCAAAUACCAAUGCACGACCGGGCUUCUACUGCCGAACUCUGGCAUCCGACGCCGAUCCGUGGGCCUUGCCACCGGUACACCAUACCGUUAGAGGAACCUCUUGGGGUCCUGCAAGGCGUGGACAUGGCGCAUCCGGGAGCCGUGUUACCGACAAAGACGCCAAAACGGGUGCCACCUCGGGCGGCGUGACGUUGCUGUCGGGCGUGUGCCGGCAACUGUAUCACGAGACGGCCAUCCUUCCCUUCCAGCUCAAUACUUGGUCUUUUCACAACCCUCGGCUGAUGAACCGAUACCUGAAGGAGCGGAGGAUGACGCUGAAGCAGAGAAGGGCCGUCAAGGUCCUCUUCCUCAGGGAGAAGCCGUCCAAGGCCGUACAAAAUCUGUUUGGAGGCCUCCAGGUCGUCGCCUGGCGUAACGAGGGCCAAGGUCGCCUAGUACGACGCACUUUUGAUAAAUGA